CAUCCAUUCCUCAUGUUGGAAUUGGGAAAAGAAAGAGAGAAUCGUAAAAAAAAGGAAAAAAGGAAAAAAAAAAACUAAUUCCACCUUCAAGAAGAAAUCUUUGCUUCCUUUGGAGCUGAAGUGAGAAUUAAAAAUUUGAUCUGUGCUUCAAAUCGGGGGGGUCGGUUCAGGGUUUCCAGGGACGAAAUCGAUGGAAGGGGAAGGAAGGAAAAGGGGAAGGUGGAGAAGGAGUUGUUAAUAAAAAGGGAAGCGAAGAGGGAAAGAGGGAUUAAUUCUGCUUUUUAGCGGCUGGAAUAAAAGGGGAUUUUUUGGGGAAUAAAAAUGCCUCCUUUUCGGUGGAUGGUCGGCUCGCUGCCCUGGUGAGCGGCCCACGGAGAAGCGGCACGGCCCCACUUCCCACGUUCGAUCCUAUCUUCUCGUCGAAUCCGACGGCUGUGAUCUGGUCUCGGAGGCGAGGCAUUCGGUUAUGACCGCGAAGCGUCACACCCGGCGUCGGACUCUUCUGGGAUCGUCUUCUGGAAUCGUGUAUUAAAGCCCGAAUCCUUCGGCUCCUUCUCCCUCCCGUGGAACGAUCCCUUCGGCCUCUCCUUUCUAAGGUUCGAGAAUCAAAAGAUCAUUUUUCUCUUCCGCCUUUUUUAAGGUUCUGGAAUUCCAUGGCUCUCGUCUUGGUGUGUGACGUGUCGGUCUUUCGGCUUUUUUGGGUCGCGGUGUCGAAUUUAUGAGGAAUUUGAGCGUUUUCUCCGCCAGAAAUGGCGAGGUUUAUUCCGGUUUGUUUGCAUGCCAUGACGUGUGGUUCUGAAGGUAGCUGAAAUGGCUCCAAGCUCGUCUAAGUUUGGAAAUUUGGCCUUUUUAGAACGGAUACGGGGUUCUAAGUCACCUUCUUCUCUUUGCUCUCUUGUUCCGUCUUUAGUGGAAUAACUUCUCCUCUGUGGGUGAAUGGAUUUUUGGACAUGUUCUUGAUGAACUGAAGAAGCCCUAUAUCUUUAGGUUGAAGGUUGCAUCUUUCUCAUACGCAUCUCCAUCCCGAAAUGGAUGGGUACAUGGGUAGAAAAACUGCUAUCGGGCUUGUUUUGUCUAGAGGAGGCUUGAGCCUCACUUUUAGAGAACAAAAUUUUGAGGACAGAAGCAUUAAAUAUUGUAAUCGAUUAGGAUGCAGCACUAGGAUUUACUCCAUGAAUGACAUCCAGACUGGCAACCAAGAAAAGGUCAAAUAUUCGAGGGGUUCUGUCCACUCUACGAACAGAAAAAUGACAAAUGGAAGCUCUUAUGAAUCAUUUCAUUCUUGUGACUUUAGAAAGACUCGUCAGGAGCGGCGUAGACAAACAUCUUUGCAAGGGAGAGCUACUGCAGAAAGCAGUGAUAGGCAGAGCAAGAUUGAAGAUUUGGACCGUGAAAACAAAAGAUGGGAGAUAAACAACUUGGAAUAUGAUGGCAGACAGGGGGAGCCAGAAGAUUCUGAAUCCAUUCCCAUAACUAGAGGCAAUCAUAUUGUAUUUUCUGGUCCUGAUGAAUUUGAACCUGUAAAUCUUCAAGCGUUUUCUGAAAGUGCAACUGAAGCAUUGGGAAGCUGCAGCACCAGAUUGAGUUCAAGAGCGUGUAAGCAAGUCAGCCGACGACACAGAUAUGGUGAUCAGGGAACCUCUUCAAGUUCCUCCACCAGGCAUUCUUCGACAUCCAGAAACACCAGCCAGGCUGCUAAGCGCGCUACAAAGGGUGGGGGAGCUGAGUCAAAGAAGUCUGGUCUCAAACAUCUUAGUCACACAUCAGUAUCAGAUGUCCUUCCAUCAGGUUGUUCCUCCAAUUCUGGUCUUGACAGAAGGGUUAACACCCUGAGAAAGGGAUCCUCAAAGGGAGGGACUUUGUCUGCCAGAGGCAAAAGCAUGAGUGCAUCCUUAAGUGGGGCAAAUUCAGGUUCUCCAAGAAGAGGUUCUUCUGGCCUUGGCUUUUCUCUUCGAGAGCAUUUGACGCCUCAACGAGCUUUAAGAAGGACAGGUGCAGUGUCGGUAAGAACAUGCCUGGCUCCUAGUGGGGUGACUAGAACAAGGUUAUCAGAACAAAGAGAUUAUUCUCUUUCAACACCGGAGCCUGUGACAAUUGCUCAAAUGCCUCAGACUGAUUUUUCUGUACCAGAAGUUGUUCCUCGAUGUUUAUCAAGAUCAUCUCGUCCUGAAGAUAGCAGCACACAAAUGUUCAAUGUCUCUAUGGGAGACAGAAAUGGCUACCAGCACUUUAACAUAGAAGGAAUUGCAGAGGUUUUGUUGGCACUGGAAAGGAUUGAACAUGAUGAAGAACUAACUUUUGAGCAACUAUUGGCGCUAGGGACGGACUUGUUUUUGGAUGGCCUGAACUUCCAUGAUCAACAUAGAGGCAUGAGGAUGGACAUCGAUAAUAUGUCAUAUGAGGAGUUGUUAGCCUUGGAGGAGAAAAUGGGCACUGUCAGUACAGCCCUCACAGAAGAAGCAUUAUCAAAAUGUCUUAAAAGAAGCAUAUAUAUGCCUGCUUCCACUGGCUGUGAGGAGGAUAUCAAAUGCAGCAUAUGCCAGGAAGCCUUUAGCUGGUGCAGUGACUAUAACUGUUGGACAAAACCUGUGCUUGUAUUCAAGGGGAAAAAUUAAAUAGUUCCUUUUCCAAAUUGAUCAAUUAAACGCAACAGAAAAUGAACCCUGUAUGAAGAAGUCGCUUGAUGGAUUUUGAAUCCGAGAGAGAGAGAGAGAGCUGUUGCUAAUCUGGUUUUUGUAUCAUCACAAAGGACAUAUCAUACAGAGGCAGGCUUUAGUGUGCUCUGUUAUGACCUGGUUGUCACGGAUUUGAAACAUGGAAGUAUUACCUCUGCAUGCAGGGGUAAGGCUGUGCGUGUAUACAUCUGACACUCUGCAGUGGCAGAAGCCUCGUGCACUGGGUUGUAGAGGACAUAUGGUGUAUGACUGCCUAACAUGGUGAUGAUAGAGUCCUUACCAUCAGUCUGUUUGAUGACCAUGUUCUUGUGUCUGUGGCAAAUGCUCAUAAUGGCUGGCAUUGCUGCGAAAAAUGGGCUAAUUGCUCCUAAAAUAGUUUGAUAUGGUUCUCUUUUUGGGACAACAUGCCUAA
Phoenix dactylifera (date palm) is the source of this 3087-nucleotide messenger RNA. RefSeq lists its product as uncharacterized. The record is from RefSeq and is a predicted model, not a curated record. Lineage: Eukaryota; Viridiplantae; Streptophyta; Magnoliopsida; Arecales; Arecaceae. Gene Ontology annotation, molecular function: ubiquitin protein ligase activity.